AUCAGUCAAUAUGGCCCCUACAUCUUUCUAUCUCCAGACUCUUCCUCUGCUGUCGGGUUUGGUCUUUGCAGCAGAUUUCCCUGGCCUUCCCAAGGACUUGACCACUCCUGUGCAACAACGCAUCGCCUUCAAGGGUCCUAACGGUUGUGUAAACUAUGGCAAGUCAGCCAACAGCUUGACUUCUCAAGCCUGUUCCACUCAGUCUUUGACUUAUGGUACCUCUCGUACUUGGGCCAACUCGGUCACACUCUCUGGACUUGAUGCCGCUACCACAUACUACUACAAGAUCAACUCGACCAACUCGACUGUCAAUCAGUUCAAGACUGCCCGUACUCCCGGAGACAAGACUAGCUUCAACUUGGAUGUUGUUGUUGAUGUAAGUGCAAUGACCAAGAAUAUAAUUAUUGAGUUUUGUGCUGAUAUAGUUCAACAAUCANNGCUUGGUGUCUACGGUGCAGAUGGCUACACCACAUCUCGCAAACGUGACAUCCCUUACAUCGAGCCUGCAUUGAACCACACCACUAUUGCUGCACUCGCUCGCACGAUUGAAAACUACGAGUUUGUGCUUCACCCGGGUGACUUUGUAUGCCACCAGUGUUCUCUCUCAUUUUCAUUCAAUGCUGAUCUCGAAUACAGNGCAUACGCAGACGACUGGUACCUCACUCCCAAGAACGUGCUGGACGGCAAAAAUGCCUACGCCGCCAUUCUCGAAAACUUCUUUGAUCAGCUGGCUCCCAUCGCAGGCAGAAAGCCCUACAUGGCAUCACCCGGAAACCACGAAGCCGCUUGCACGGAGAUUCCCUAUACCACUGGUUUGUGCCCUGAAGGUCAAAAGAACUUCACCGACUUCAUGACUAGAUUCAAGGGACUUAUGCCUACUGCCUUCCCCUCUUCGUCUAAGAACGCCACUGCUCAGGCAUCAGCAAAGAAGGCCCAAGCACUUGCCAACCCACCUUUCUGGUACUCGUUCGAGUACGGAAUGGCUCAUAUCGUGAUGAUUGACACCGAGACCGACUUUCCCUCCGCACCUGAUGGCAAGGACGGCAGUGCUGGUUUAGGUGCUGGUCCCUUUGGCCAAACCCCUACCCAACAACUCCAAUUUUUGGAUGCUGAUUUGGCUUCUGUCGACCGUACUGUCACUCCAUGGGUCAUUGUAGCUGGCCACCGUCCCUGGUACAGCACCGGCGCCUCCAAAAACAUCUGCGGUCCUUGCCAAGCAGCCUUUGAACCACUGUUCUACAAGUACGGUGUCGACUUGGGAAUCUUCGGCCACGUCCACAAUUCUCAACGUUUCAACCCCGUCUACAACAAUGUUGCAGAUACUGCCGGUCUCAAGAAUCCCAAGGCUCCUGCAUAUAUUGUUGCAGGAGGAGCUGGCAACAUUGAAGGCUUGAGUGCCGUCGGUGCCAAUUACUCGACCAAUGUGUUUGCGUACGGCGAUGAGUUUAGUUAUGCGACGCUGAAUUUCCAGGAUGCGAACAACCUGCAGAUCAACUUCUUGAGGAGUGAUACUGGCGAGUUGUUGGAUUCGAGUGUGUUGUACAAGGAACACAAUGUUGCUUUUGUCAGAAAC
Aureobasidium uvarum is the source of this 1573-nucleotide messenger RNA. The record is from the annotation of a GenBank genome assembly. Lineage: Eukaryota; Fungi; Ascomycota; Dothideomycetes; Dothideales; Saccotheciaceae.